This is a messenger RNA of Chaetomium globosum CBS 148.51, 894 nucleotides long. RefSeq lists its product as uncharacterized. The transcript is spliced from 3 exons. NCBI's taxonomy places the organism in Eukaryota, Fungi, Ascomycota, Sordariomycetes, Sordariales, Chaetomiaceae. Gene Ontology annotation, biological process: transmembrane transport. Gene Ontology annotation, molecular function: oligopeptide transmembrane transporter activity. The record is from RefSeq and is a predicted model, not a curated record. Bases 1 to 894 code for a protein of 297 amino acids.
AUGACUUGGUGGGCUUUCUUGCUCGCCGUGUUCAUCUCCUUCGUCUUCUCCCUCCCGAUCGGCAUCAUCCAGGCGGUUACCAACAAUCAGAUUGGCCUGAACGUGCUCACCGAAUUCAUCUAUGGGUACAUCCAGCCGGGCCGACCGCUGGCGCUCAUGAUCUUCAAAACCUUUGGUUACAUCACCAUGUCACAAGCCCUGACCUUUGUCUCGGACCUCAAAUUCGGGCACUACAUGAAGAUCCCGCCGCGCACCAUGUUCAUGGCUCAGGUCGUCGCUACCACCUUCUCCUGUUUUGUGCAGGUUGUCGUGCUCAACUACGCGCUCAAGAACAUCCCCGGCGUGUGCGAGCCCACUCAGCCGGACCACUUUACUUGCCCCGGCGGCCGUGUUUUCUUUUCCGCCUCGGUGAUAUGGGGCCUCAUCGGCCCGGCCCGCAUCUUCUCUCCGGGCCAGAUCUACUCUUCCCUGUUCCUCUUCUUCAUCCUCGGCGCCGUGACCCCCCUCGUAAUCUACCUCCUGGCUAGGCGCCGGCCCAAGUCCUUCCUACGCUACCUCAUGGCCCCCGUCAUCUUCGGGGGUGCCGGUGCCAUCCCCCCCGCCACCCCGCUCAACUACCUGUCCUGGGGCAUCGUCGGUUUCGUGUUCCAGUUCCUCAUCAAGAAACGCCACUUUGCCUGGUGGAGCCGCCUCAACUUCCUGACCAGCUCGGGUCUGGAUCUGGGCUUGGCUCUGAGCACCCUGGUGAUCUUCUUUGCAUUCACGCUUAGGGAGGUGGAGCCGCCGCAGUGGUGGGGAAAUGAGGUGGUCAAGAGCACUAUGGAUUAUAGGGGCGAUGCGGUCCAGGUAGUGCUGGGGGCUGGGGAGACCUUUGGGCCGGCUUCGUGGGGGUAG